This is a messenger RNA of Sus scrofa (pig), 7303 nucleotides long. NCBI's taxonomy places the organism in Eukaryota, Metazoa, Chordata, Mammalia, Artiodactyla, Suidae. The record is from RefSeq and is a predicted model, not a curated record.
UUUGUUGUGAAAAAAAUUUAAAGCUGAGAAGCCAAAUGAAAUUUCUCAAUUGGCUUUAAACUGAAAUAAUCCUUUCUACCUUGGUCUCCAAUAUGAGAGAGAAUUAAGCAUUAACUAUUAAGUGCUCAUGAAAAUGUACCCUUUAAGCAAUAUAAUUUAAAAAGUGAUUUUUUUGACAAUUAAAAACUGCUUUUGCAUAUAUAUCCUUUGAUAACAAUUUCAAAGCACCAUUAGCUAUAGUUAAAUCCAACACUUCACAAAGUUGAGUUUUUCAAUUUACAAAUUAAAAAUCAUCAAAAACGUAGCAUCAGAGCCAGACACAAGCUAGAUAAGAAUGAUAUGAUACGAAUAGUGAAUUUAAAUGUGAACAAUAAAGUACUCUCUCAUGCUCACAGGUGUCCAAACUUAAGGGGGCAAAUAUAAAAAAUUUAACAUCAAAGACUCCCAUAUCAGGAAUUUUAGAAAUUUUAGUUCCUAAACUAAAAAAAGUCACUCAAAAUAUUUAUAACUAAAAGCAACAUACAACUUAUGAAAAAGGAUUUUAACAGAGACAUCUGAGGGUAAGAUUUGUAUCUACUGCUUAGUUAUCAUUAGGAAAGUUAAAUUGCUUUGCCAGGUUAUUAAUUAACUAAUUGAUAAGUAAUCUACAAAAUGAUUUUAUAGCAUCUGAUUUCAAACACUAAUUAUAGCAUUUUUCAAAGUUAGUAUCCUAUAGGAAUACAAAAUACAUUACAUGCAAAUUGUGAAAAUCUGUUGCUAUGGAAAUAGGAAUCUUGGUAAAUUCUGACAUUUAUACUUUAUUAAUUUUUUCCUGAAAAUAAUAUACUCUGAUUCUCAAUCCAGGGGUUCAGAUAUUUUCAUCUUUGUUAAAAUUAAAAGCAAAGGAAUUCUGAAUUAUCCUGCUAAGAAGUCAGAGAAACUUAUAAUCACCAAACCAAUUUGGGGUUCUUAUAAAGAAAACUAACCUAAGCACUGAAUGACGUAAGAAGUAACUAUUACUUGUGACAUAUUGUCCAAGUCACAGGAAUAAAACGCAAUGCCUAGACCUGAACUUUUUUUGCUGCCAAUAUUUCUUACAGAGAUCCCAGAAUUUAUUUUUUCAAAAUAGUUUUAGUAUAUAACUUGGAAAUACUGCCUCAUAGAAAGCUGAACAGAGCACAGAAGUAUAUAUCAGUUUAAAAAGUCAAAGCUAUAUUGUGACCCAGAGAAUACCUGACAUGCCCAAAGUCAAUGACUAAUAAGUAGUGACUGAAUCCAAAUCAUCCAAUUGGUACAAGUCCCAAGUACCUUCAUAACUUUUCUAAAGAGAGAGGGGCUUGCUACAGUUAGAGGGGGGUUUGCAGAAUUCUAACCCUGGCUCUGCUGCUAACUCACUUCGACUGUUUCAAGUCAUUAAACUUCUCUAUGCCUUUGUUUCCUUUACCUCACAGGGAUAUUUUGAUGAUAAUAUAAGCGAAUACUUAAAUUCUCCGGCAGAAAAGCACUGUAUGUCUUUCACUAUGUUAAUAACUUCUCAUCUCUACCACAAGUUUCAACUGAUGCUAUCUUUUCUUUGGUUUUAGUUUUAAACUUCACAUAAUAUUGUGUAUGUGCACACAUGCAUGUGCUAUCUUUGAACAUGAGUAGCAUUCUAAGAUCCUUUUUUUCAACUUGCAAAAUGCAUAAAAGGUAGUGCAAUAUUUUAAUUUUUAUCAUUACUCAAACUCCUGUCACCCAAAGCUGUGCAGAAAAUUUUAGAAAUUCACAACAAAAUUUUCCACCCCAUUAUUCUCAAUUUAUAAGAAAAUGCAAUUCACAGCUCAUAUACUAUACAGCCAGGCCCCUAUGAAGCUUAAACACAAGCAAUGGAAGAUUAUUAAAAUGCAUACUGAUUUCCAAAAGUUAUGAACAAUUCCAACUACAAAGUAAAAAUGUAGCAUACAUUUUUUAAAAUGCAGAUGACAAACAUUAGAAAUAGUAAUGGAAAUAGGUAAUCCAUGGAAAUAGGAUGAAAAUGGAAAUAGGUAAUCAAUAUUCUAGUAAUUCAAUGAAUUGCAAUAUGCCUUCUAUUUUAUUAACAGAUACAAAACACAGACAGUUUAUAUACUCAAACCUAAAAAAGUUUCCUUGGUAAAAUGUGUUCCUCAAUACUGAAAAUUACUUUUAAGUUACCAAGGUUAACAGAAAUUUUAUUUUAAAGUAAUAUUUUAAGUUACUUAUACCAUUAUUUUUAUUCUUUUAUAGCAUAUGUAUCCUAAAAUAAUUUAGCUCUGUAACUUAUGAAGAUAUGUAAUUAUAUAUAUACCCAAUAACGUUAGCAUAUAGCUGCAUAUAAUAUUAAGGCAUAGCAAUCCACUAUAAGUGGAUUUAACCCAGGAUAAAAACAGAAAUAGCCAGGUGAAAUAAAAUAUUAUGACACAUGAUUGGUAUUUAUCUACUGAAAAAAACAGAUUACCAGAGGUGAAGACUGAGUAGUAAUCUCAAAAGUAAUGCACAGGAUUAAAUCUUCACAUACUGAGACUAUGCUAACUGCAUUGGAUUAAAAAAAUUUAUUUUAGGGUAUAAUCACCUUAGAUCAAGCUCUAUUAACAUUUUCAAUGAAUGAAUGAAAUGAAUGAAUACCUGAACAAAUGAAUAUUUGCAGUCAUGACAAUGUUUUAACACCUUGAGAUGUUCACAACAAUUUUGAGCACACAGAGAAGAUGACUUGAAUACAAACAAACUAGUUGAAAUUCAAUGUGGUUCACAAUAAAGAUGUGGUGGCUUUCUAUUUGUAGAACAAAGAAUCUCAAUCCAAAACACAUAUACAACCAAAAUACUUUCAAGUAUUAUCCAAGGCUUUAAAAAGAAUAUAUAUAUUUUGCUAUAUAAUUCCUUCUUGCUCCCCCUCCUCCUGCCACCUCCCUAUAUUUUUUAAUGUUUGGCAUAUGUGAACAACAAACCAGAAUAGAAUACACAUUUUUUUAAAGAUUAAUUUACUCAUGCUCUAUUUAAAAGCAACAUACAACCACUUAUAAAUAUAGCCUUUUAAAAAAGCAUCCUUAUAUAAAACAGGAGGGGGGGGGAAUCCCUGCUAUACAUAUGAAGCACAAUUUAAGCCCAAUACAACUGACCAAUCAAAAUUAGUGAAUGCACUGCAUCUCUCUGCAGUGGAGAGAGCGACAAGGUAGGCUGUCAUUCUGCAAAAGCUGCCCAGAACAGGCUUUCCUCUGAAAAGCAGUGCCAUUCCUUUUGAGAAAGACUGAAUCUAAAUGUUGUCUCUGGAGACAAGAAGCCUUCAGUAUGUUAAAUUACUUUCAUUAUGUAUUUUCAGAUGCUUAUUGAUUCCACAGUAGGAAGAGUGAGAGACUGCAGCAGCCUCUAAGCAGCACUCCAUGUACCAUACAUUAGCAGUACUGCUGAAACAAUGGCACAGGACAGUCACAUAUUUUCAUUAAGGUCUGUUUCGAAGAGGUGUUUCUGAGUCUCUUCUCCCAGUCCUCUACUAACAGGUGAACAAAAUGAAUCAAUCAAAACUGGAAACGCUUCAACUACAUCAAGUCUUUAGCAGAGGUAAGAUGUGUUCCUUAUCACAGUAUACAGCUGCUUUUGAACUGGCAAGUGGGGUAAAAUACUUUGAAAAAUUUCAGCCUAAAUUUUAAGAGUUAUUUGCUUAUUUUUACUUAUUGCUAAACAUGUACCUUUUAGAGCUAUUUAAGACAUGAUUAUCUUUUAGAUGUAAUUAGGAUGCAAUGUUAAAAAGAAUUCUUUGUUGAAUCACUAUGAAGAUAUCAGCUUUUAAAUCACUUUAGUUAUACUAAAUAUCUAAGGUCGUCGGCACUCUUUCUCAAGCAUUCAAAAAAUGCUUUUAUUUCUUGAAAGAAUCAGGUUUACUAUUUAGAUGUCAUCUAUUACUCAAUUUUAGGUUAAGUUUAUUAUUGGGCAUGUCCAUUGAAAAUUACUGAAUUUGCAGUUACAUUUUGUAUUACCCUUUACAUUUCAAUUACAUGAACAGUUCAUCAGUGGAAAUUGAUAGUAUUUUAUCAUGGAAUCUGCUUUAAUCAGUUAAAAUUCAAACCAUGUGCUAAUAAUUAAGCUACAGUAUUUUAUAGCAGGAAAUAUUUUUAAAUUUAUUAUAAAGAAGAAGUGACAGUAUGUUUAAUGUAAGCUAGUUGCUCUUAAGCUCUGAAAAUACAGGUUGGCUUCUAAAAUGAGAACAGAAAUUAGUUUAAAAAUAUACAGCUUUUCUCUCAUGAUAAUAUUUGUAAUGUUAACUCUGUUACUAAAUAACAAUAUUUACAAUCUUUGUUAGCAAAAAGAAUAUUUUAUUUAAAGAAACCCCUAAAUUUAUGCAAAAGCUAGGGCUCUCAUCAUACAGUUUGCUUACUUUAAUAACAAAUUCUGUGUAUGGUGUUAAAAAAAGAAAACUAAAGUAACUUUCAAUUAACUGGAAAUUAGUAGGAACCCUAUUCCUUAACGAAUUUUUUUCUUUUUUCACAAGGGUCCAAAGCAGCUAAUUCAGUAUUUACAACUGACAGUAUGAAGAAUGCAUCUGACUGAUCAUCUCCCUAGCUGUCUAAACCACAAACUGCAGGAUAUUCUUGCAACACAUGAUUUUAAGACAUCAAGGAGUUAAAACCAGAGAAUAUAGGUCUACAUUGCUGCUGGGAUAUAACAUCGACGGUAAUCAUCCUAAGAUGAUAGUAUAUAAAAUAGCCACAAAAUGAAAAACAACACAACUGUAAAAGCCUGAAAACAAAAUGGUGAGCAUUUUUCAAGGGGGAGUUUAUACUUUAACAUAGCAGAACCGUGGAGCCACCGAUUCUUGAAAAAACAAUGCAACAUGGAUUACCAAAAGAAUGACACUCAUUACCAGCAGGCUAAAUGAAGCUGAAGCAAGUAUUCUCUGCACUAAAUAUUCUGAUAUUUGUAUCAACUGAUACUACUAAAGGAUUUUUCCAGCUGAGUUUUAUGGCCAAUUAUGUAUCCUCUUCUAAUGAAAACAAACCAAAUUAAAUAGCGGAUGGUUUUUAUCAAGAGAACAUGGACUGGAUUUAUAAUAUAAAGCAAGUUAUAUGAUCAAGAAAUCAUUUCAAAAUAAUGAGGACUGCUAUAGAAAGAGAUUUACAUUUGUUAACAAAGGAUGUCUAAGUACAUUUUAGAAACUAGACACCUUAUGUUUCCUUUUUUGUUUUCACAUGAUCUGGAAAAUAAAGAGACACCAUCAUAUAUUCUCUCAAAGGGAAACAUAAUGCCUAUCAUUUGAGGAAGUUUCUCUUGGUCGUGACUUUUUAAGGCAAAACAAACACAAAUAUUUUGUGCUGGUCUUUAGAAAUCCAUCAGCCAACUAAAUCUCACAAUUCAUGCAGUUGAAGUAUUGGAGAGAAAAUGAAAGCAUUCCUACAAGACAUGAAAUAAAACACAGCUACUUCACUGUUGUCAGGGAAAAAACCAACUGCUCCAAAAGAAUGUGUUUUUCUCCCAUUCUGGAAAUCAACAUGCAGUCUGAAUCUAACAUUACAGUGCGAGAUGACAUUGAUGACAUCAACACCAAUAUGUACCAACCACUAUCAUAUCCAUUAAGCUUUCAAGUGUCUCUCACCGGAUUUCUUAUGUUAGAAAUUGUGUUGGGACUUGGCAGCAACCUCACCGUAUUGGUACUUUACUGCAUGAAAUCCAACUUAAUCAACUCUGUCAGUAACAUUAUUACAAUGAAUCUUCAUGUACUUGAUGUAAUAAUUUGUGUGGGAUGUAUUCCUCUAACUAUAGUUAUCCUUCUGCUUUCACUGGAGAGUAACACUGCUCUCAUCUGCUGUUUCCACGAGGCCUGUGUAUCUUUUGCAAGUGUCUCAACAGCAAUCAACGUUUUUGCUAUCACUUUGGACAGAUAUGACAUCUCUGUAAAGCCUGCGAACCGAAUUCUGACGAUGGGCAGAGCUGUAAUGCUAAUGAUAUCCAUUUGGAUUUUUUCAUUUUUCUCUUUCCUGAUUCCCUUUAUUGAGGUAAAUUUUUUCAGCCUUCAAAGUGGAAAUACAUGGGAAAACAAGACACUUUUGUGUGUCAGUACGAAUGAAUACUACACUGAACUGGGAAUGUAUUAUCACCUGCUAGUACAGAUCCCAAUAUUCUUUUUCACUGUCAUAGUGAUGCUAAUCACAUACACCAAAAUACUUCAGGCUCUUAAUAUUCGAAUAGGCACAAGAUUCUCAACAGGGCAGAAGAAGAAAGCAAGAAAGAAAAAAACGAUUUCUCUAACCACACAACAUGAGACUACAGACAUGUCACAAAGCAGUGGUGGGAGAAAUGUAGUCUUUGGUGUUAGAACUUCAGUCUCGGUAAUAAUUGCCCUCCGGCGAGCUGUGAAACGACACCGUGAACGACGAGAAAGGCAAAAAAGGGUCUUCAAAAUGUCUUUAUUGAUUAUUUCUACAUUUCUUCUCUGCUGGACACCAAUUUCUGUUUUAAAUACCACCAUUUUAUGUUUAGGCCCAAGUGACCUUUUAGUAAAAUUAAGGUUGUGUUUUCUAGUCAUGGGUUAUGGAACAACUAUAUUUCACCCUCUAUUAUAUGCAUUCACUAGACAAAAAUUUCAAAAGGUGUUAAAAAGUAAAAUGAAAAAGCGAGUUGUUUCCAUAGUGGAAGCUGAUCCCAUGCCUAAUAAUGCUGUAAUACAUAACUCUUGGAUAGAUCCUAAAAGAAAUAAAAAAAUUCCCUUUGAAGACAGUGAAAUACGAGAAAAAUGUUUAGUACCUCAGGUUGUCACAGACUAGGGAAAAGCCUAAGUUUCACCAAACCCACAUUCAGAAGUUUUAAAUUUAAAUUGUAAAAAAUGAAAUUACUGCCAAAUAUAAGAAAAACAUUUUAAGUACUGGUUAUGUUGUAAAUUUUCAAUGUAAAUGUCAAGAUUAGAUUAGGUCAUAUAUAUUCAAUUUCUUCAUUAAUGUAUUUGUUGCAUGGCAGUUUGUUAAGAUAAUAUCGUGUAUAUUUUGUCAAUAUUAUGUCCAUCAGAAGAUAUUCAUGUAAGUCAUAUUUUCUAAAGAAUAAAUACAUAGCCUUAAAACAGUGUAUAACUUUAAAAUAACUGACACAAGUAUUCUUGCUUUUUUUUUAAGUGUAUUGUUUCUAGGCCACAAACUAUAAAUAUAUUUAUAUGCUGAGAAGUGGAAUAGCAUUUUAACAUAAAAACCAAAAUUAUGGGUUCCAAACAAUCAAAAUGAUCUAGGAUUUUCUAUACUACUAUAUUAGUUUCCCUAGUAUGUCUACUUGCUACAGUAUUUGAUAUAUCAAAAAAAUGAAAUUUUAUCCUUUUUAGAAUACAGGAAAUUGUAGGACGUAUCAGGAUUUU